UCCCACCGGCCAGUUUCACGACGCCACCGCUGCCGCGGUGCAUGCUGGUACUUGUAGUCAUCCGGCCGCUCCAGCCGCCCGCAGUGCCUGUACGUCGGACGAUUUUUGGCAAUUUUUGGUUAGUGUGGAGCUAUCGUGCCAUGGGAGGAUUCACCUGCUGCGUUCCUGGGUGCUACAACAACAGCACAAGGGACAAAGGCUUCGGAUUCUACGUGUUUCCUAAAGAGCGAAAGCUACGAGAGACGUGGAUCCAACGGAUUAACAGGGCCGGACGGAACGGCAGGUUCUCGAAGUUUACUCCAACCACAGGACAUAGAGUUUGCAGUGCCCACUUCGAAGGAGGGAAAAAGACUUACAUGAACCGUGUGCCCACAAUAUUCCCUUUGAGACAGCAAAAGGUGGAGAAGAGGCGACCGUUGAGAAGAACAAAGCCUGAAGUUGUCAGGAGCUCAACUGUGCCACCUGGAUCUGAGCAAGAGGUCUCUGCCAUCGCUAGCAGUGACAGCGAUGAUCCUUUGCAGCAGGAAGUGCAUCUACACCUGGACCAUGCAUACAGCAGCCAACAGUUAAGUUAUGAUGAGCUUGUCGAGCAAGUUGCUAAACAAAAGCACAUCAUAACUGAACUCCUGGAGCAAGCUGAAGCAGCAAAUGCGACAGUGGCAGAGCUUAACAACCUGCUUAAACGAAGUCAGCAGGACCACGCCGAAACAAAAAAGCUGUGUGACCGUCUUCAGCAGAAGAACAGGUGCUUAAGACUUCAGUUAUCAGCAAUGCAGGAAAAAGUUAGACGUUGCAAGACUGAAGCUGCACAGAACAUGGAUAUCACAUAUGAGGCCCUUGUAAAAGACGAGAAAAAGCUACGGUAUUACACUGGCUUCACAUCCAGCAAGCGCUUGGACACUUUUUGGUCCCUUCUAGAGCCAGAUGCAAAAAGGCUGUGCUUCUGGCAGAUGAAAGAAACGGCCAGUGAAGACAGAAACUUCAUCCUGCCUUUGAAGACCCAGCUCGUGCUGGUCUUGAUGAGACUGAAGCUUGGUCUUGAUGGCCUUGACCUUGCAUACAGGUCCCAACUUGGAUGUCUCCGCAACUGUGCGACAAGUACCGGCCAAAAGCCUUCAUUGACAAGGGCUACACUACCGUUGAUGGCAUCCUCGACUGUACAGAAAUUUUCAUUGAGACCCCUUCGUCAUUCCGGGUGCAGAGUGAAACCUAUUCCUCUUACAAAAAACAUAAUACCGCGAAAGGAUUAGUUGUGUGCAGCCCAAAUGGCUUUGUCAUGUUUGUGUCCGAUCUUGCUCCUGGAAGACUGUCCGACAAGGCCCUGACAAAGGCUUGCGGUGUGCUGGAAAAGUUCUCACCAGGGCGAAGUGUGAUGGCUGAUAGGGGGUUCACUAUCGAAGAAGAGUGCAAGCAGCAUUCACUGCAUUUGAACAUUCCGCCGUUCCUGGAAGGACGGCCUCAACUGUCCGAAGCAGAUGAGACUGAGACAAGGCUCAUUGCAAGUGUGCGCAUACACGUGGAAAGGGUCAUCCGGAAGAUCAAGACCUACAAAAUACUCUCCCAGGUGUUCCCAAACAGCAUGUCUGGACAACUGAACAAAGUGUGGCACAUUUGUGCACUCUUGACUAACUUUGUGGGUGAACCAUUGUUGUGAUAAGGUGUAAAUGAAAUCUUGAUGUUCGCGAUGAUGGGCUGUGCCGGUGUGGUUCAAUACAUCACUACCCCUUUUUAUGAAAUAAAACAAUGUUAGCAUUCCUCCAACAUUCCAGCAUGCUCAAGGCCAUCAGGCAUUACAUAUAAAGUGGCAAGCUUCCCUAGCACAAUAGCUCCCCUUUCUAUAGGUCU
This is a messenger RNA of Dermacentor silvarum, 1845 nucleotides long. RefSeq lists its product as uncharacterized. The coding region runs from base 42 to 1250 and encodes 402 amino acids. Gene Ontology annotation, biological process: regulation of transcription by RNA polymerase II. Gene Ontology annotation, molecular function: RNA polymerase II cis-regulatory region sequence-specific DNA binding. The transcript has 4 exons. The record is from RefSeq and is a predicted model, not a curated record. Gene Ontology annotation, cellular component: nucleoplasm. Lineage: Eukaryota; Metazoa; Arthropoda; Arachnida; Ixodida; Ixodidae.